Molecule: messenger RNA, 5526 nt
Organism: Python bivittatus (Burmese python)
Lineage: Eukaryota; Metazoa; Chordata; Lepidosauria; Squamata; Pythonidae
Gene: VKORC1L1
Product: vitamin K epoxide reductase complex subunit 1L1
Biological process (GO): vitamin K metabolic process; peptidyl-glutamic acid carboxylation
Molecular function (GO): vitamin-K-epoxide reductase (warfarin-sensitive) activity
Source: RefSeq, a predicted model, not a curated record
GUCCGCCUUAGCGAGGGCUGGGCUAAGAUGGCGGCGCCCGUCCUGCUGCGAGUCUCGGUGCCGCGCUGGGAGCGGGUGGCCCGCUACGUCGUGUGCCUGGCCGGAAUUGUUCUUUCGCUCUACGCCUGCCACCUGGAGCGUGAGAAGGGUCGCGACCUCCAAUACCGGGCGCUCUGCGACCUCAGCGAGCGUGUCCGGUGCUCUUCUGCCAUCGCCUCCAGAUGGGGCCGAGGAUUUGGCCUAUUAGGCUCCAUUUUUGGAAAGGACAGUGCAAUAAAUCAACCAAACAGUGUUUUCGGUCUUGUAUUCUAUAUACUGCAAAUGUUGCUUGGUAUGACAGCAAGUGCAGUAGCAGCGUUGGUCCUCAUGAUGUCCUCCAUAGUGUCAGUAAUAGGAUCUUUGUACCUGGCUUAUAUUCUGUACUUUGUGCUGAAGGAAUUCUGCGUUGUCUGUGUCAUCACAUACUUGCUGAACUUCGUUCUCUUGAUCAUCAACUACAAACGACUAGUAUACUUGAACGAGGCCUGGAAACGGCAACUCCCACCCAAACAGGAUUAACUCCUUUGCAAACUUUUGACUGAUGGUUUGAAGGCCCGGCUUCCAUUUAUGUUUAUUUCACAGUAAAAAGAAAAUCUUUUUAAUUAUUCAUAUCACAUGCUUUCCCCAGGAAUCAUAACUAAUUUAAUUAGAGUGAAUCAAAGGAAAGGGGCCCUGGGUAACUUCUCUGCUAAAUAGCUGUGGUGAGGAACUGUUUGAGAAAGUCUUAACCUGAUCAGAGACAAGCUUUAACUCUACUUUGAAGGAGUUCAGAGAGGCAAAUUCUUUACUCCUUCUUUACCCCUUCCCCAAAUAUUCCAAGUAGGUUAUACUUGCUAGGAAGUCUCCCAUCUCGGUGUAAAUUCCAUUGAGAUGUGGGAGUCUUAACUGGGAGAUCAUGAUUACAUUGUUCUAGACUUUAUAGGUACCAUAGGGAAAUGUUGCCAUGUUUACAUUAUGUGUAUUGAUAGCCAAGGGGAUUUGACCCACAUAGACACAACUAGGACACUUACUACAACUUGGUGCGUAGUGGUAGGAAGGGCUGGCUGUCUCUUGGCAAAGAAAGAAGUUCAGCACAGCUCAGCCAAGUGUUGACUAGAAGCAUAGCAACUUUGAAAAAUUGUCCAUUGGGACAUUUUUAAAAAAUGAAAUUGAAAUUAGUUCAUUUCCCUGGAGAAGAUGUGCAACAAAAGAUCUUUGCUGGGAUGUCUUUUCCCUGGCUAUGUCUAAAGAAAAUGGAAUUCAAUGGUAUUAAAAAAAAACUGAACUAAGUUGGGUUUCCAUGCAACAUUCAAACUGUUUUCUGUGAAUGGCAAAGAUCUUUCUUUGAGGAUGCUUAACAAGGGGAAUGGGGCAUUUUGAGUUGCCCAGACCUCAUCAGUAGGAAAUCUAUACAAAUGGAGUUCAAGGGGCAGAAUUGGCUGUACACUUCAAAGGGAUGUCAGACAGCCAAAUAAUGUUACUGAUUUGAUUAUGAUAUUUCUAGCUGCUGUAUAGAGUUACAACUUGACACUGGAUCCCAGUGACCCACUGGUAAAUGAGUGCACUGAAGAAUUAGGAUGCAGUCCCUUAGUGAGAUCUGUUGUACAUAAGUUCCACUGAAGUGAAGAGGGAUUGUAUAAAGAAAUGUCAAUGGAGGGCGCUUUAAUCCUCCUGAGCAAUUCCCCUUCAUUUAUUGAGGCUUGUAUAGGAAAUACAAAUUAUGAACAUAAAUAGAUUUAUACCUGUAGGGACAGAACAAUUCCAAAUUCCUACUUACAAAUUUGGCGUAAGGUUUAGGUAGAUGCACAUUGAUUCCCCCUACCCCAUGGGGAAAUUUACAGUUAGGGUAAAGGAAAUAGAUGGUAAACAAAAUUGGCCCAAGAUUCAGUCAUGGUUCCCCUUGAAAGAGUUGAAAUAAUUUCCCAUUCAUAUCAUAUUGUCCUAAAAUGCAGUGUUUUUUAAAAGUGCCUUCUGUCUUACAAACCAAAUAUUGGGGGUGUUUGAAAUUGCCAGGCAGAAGGGUUCUUACAUAUAUGUAAUAUUUUUGAUGAAUCAAACCUUUGCAGUAUGUAGAAAGCGAUCCCUUGGGGCUUCCCUUAUACCAAGGCACACUGGUACCAUAAACAGAUCCUUGUAGGACAUACCUGGAGUUUGGGGCUAGGUUUAGAGAGGGCAGGAUGCUGAAUCUCUGUCAACACGUCAUGGCUGAUUGGGACAACUGUGAGCUCUGCAAUCCAUGCUGGCUUCUGCUUUUCCUGCUGGAGUAUUUUAGAGAGACAGGCUAGUUGCCUUUUCUCAGAACACUUUCACACUGCACUACUCCUAAAAUUUUGUCCACUAUAUUUAGAUUUAGGGCCCAGUUCACCCAGGAGCCUCUCAGUGUGCCUUGGCAUGACAAGGAAGCCUUGGAGGAUUGUUGCGGUUUCUUAUAUGACAGCUGCUUUGGCCAAUGCUGGGUCAUAGCUGUUCCAAGCAAAUCAGAAGAGCUGCUCCUUAGCAAGGCUGCCGUGUUUCUUACUGCGGUGGCAAAACGAGGAACCUGUUGCAGCAGCCGGUUUAUCCUUGGAAUAGCAAAAAGGUACUAAAGGGUUCCGGAGUACAAGUGAGUUACAGCAUUGAUAGGAUCGAAAAGGAGUUCUCAGUAAGUGACUGAAGCGGCUGUUGAAAGCACACGGAUGCUGCAAUCUGCCGGAGGCUUGUGAUGCGAAGUCACUAGUUGGGCUCCCUGAGAUAUUCAUACAGUUCUUAUGCUCAAAUGAUGAACAGAAUUUGGAGUGCUUGUAUUAAGGGUAAAAAGCAGUUUUGAAAGCAGUUUUGGCAUUCUUUGUAGCAGAGAGAGUGGUGCACCCUUGGAUCCUAACAGGCUAGCUAAGGCGAUUGAGUCAGGCCAGAAUAUAUCCAGAAUACUGAAAGAAACAAAGGGUGUGUUGUUGCCAAAAAUAUGUGUCCUGUUGUUUUCUUACCAUCGGCUCUGAGCUUGCUUCCUCCUGCUUCAUGCCCAAGAAGAGCGAUCUUUUGAAAAGCUCCCUUUUAAAAAUCCAGUCUGUAUCUUAACCCUUUCCUCCUCGUGAGUCCGUAAGAGGUCAUCUUUUUUGUGUCAUUUCCUAAACAUCAGCAUUGAGGUAUGAAUGCGAUUCUCUUGCGUUUUGUAAAAGUGCAGCAUUUUUUUCCCAGUGGGAGCAGCAUCUGCUGAGGAUGGAUGUCUGACAGUAUUUAAAUGCCUGCCAAACGAACAGUCCAGUUGGUUUAUGUGCAGAACUGUGGUGGAGCACAAGACUAAUGGAGGGAGACAUGUGUUUAUGGUAUAUAUAUAUAUGUGUGUGUGUGUGUAUAUAUGUAUUAAAAAAAGAACACUACAUUCUGCUUGUUGUCCUUGUCAGAAAAAGAGUUUCUCAGAAAUACAUUUUGUAUUAACCAGAGUACAGUUAAAGCUUGUCUUGAAUUUUGAAAUUAGAGCUGAUGGCGGGGCGCAGGCGGUGUAAUUUAGAAAUUUUUGUUACAUUUGAUAUGUGGAGAAUAUUUCCAAGUUUAUACCCUCACUGAUAAAAUUUUAUUUUAAAACAUUAAUGUAACAUAAUGCGAGGCUUUAUUUUUUUACAUGUCUGCAAGUGAGAUGGGGCUUUUCUAUCUUUCUAAGCAGAUUUCCAUUAUCUAUACAUAAGUCUCAACUCUAGGGGACACAGGGAAGUUAUAGUUUUCUUCCUAGGACUCUCUUCCUUGGGGGUCACAUUGUUCCCCCUGCUGAAAAGUUACCUGUUCUGCUCCUUUCUCUUGAUCAACGCAUCAAAACCUUGAAUGUUGACUCUAUUUUUUUCUUGUUCAAGGACAGAGGUUUGAAGGUAUCAGUCACCUUGUGUACUUUUAAGCAAAGUCCUGACUUCUGUACCCCUCUCCCCCUUCUCCAAUUUCAGUAGUAUUCUGUGGUGUUAAACAGUCUAAGCAGCCAUCGUUUGUGUUGGAAGAGUCGCUCUCAAUCAGGUCCCUUCAGGCAUGUUGGGACCCCAACUCCCAGAAUUCCUAGGGAGCUGCAGCUGCAGCACUUUGGGGAAAGGGCCAGAUUGGAGAAGGUUGAGGUAGGGACAGCAGGGCACCCUUCUCUGUCCAAAUGGAAAAUUGGUCCUCCCAAGUACUGGGCUGUGAGCAGCAGGCCAAUAUUUCUAACGGAGUGGAGGCCUACCCUCCUUGCGUGUGGUGAUAUUUGCAGCAAGCGGGUGGUGGGCAAAUCUCCCUGCAAGUGUGGCUCUCUGCUGCCUUCCCUCUUCUUCCCUGAAGGUAAUUCAUUCUCUUUAAGGUGGCAAUAUUACAAGGCUGCUUGGCCGCACUCCCAAACCUGUUCUGAGCUAGGUGGACGAUGGAGGAUGCAGCAUUUCCCUGUUUUUCGCCAGUGCAACUUUUCCCUGCUUCGAUCCCAAUUCUUUCCUUUUAAUUUGGAAAGCCCAGGAGCCCCUGCUCUCUGGUUCUGUCUCAUCACCUAAGUUGCCUCUAAUUUUAUGCCAGUGUGGAAGAGGGAAACUUUUUUUCAGUGAUAAAAGCUCAGGUUUUUUACUAAUGUGCCAGGAGUUGUUUUCUUGAAGAUCCAUUUAAUUCUCCUCCCCAUCACCACCCUGAACCCACCACAUCUCUCCCACUUGUUGAUGGCUCAAGAGAAAGAAAGGGCUCUGACAGCUUUUUCCAAGAGAAAAAAGUUUCUGUGAGUCAGACCACUGCUUUUUCUUUUCUUGGGGAAUCUUACUCGUCCUUCCACACUUGGGAGUAUAUAUGGUUCUCAGUGCCUGUAAUGCAAUUUUGAAUGGAUGAAGGCUUUUUUGAGAUACCAGAAAAUGUAUCCAUGAAGCAGAUGGCUCCAUUGCAUCUUUUAUAUCUCCACUCCCAGGAAAGGUUUCUGUCACUUAAUUUUCAGGAGGAAUUAAGGAAAAGUAGGGAGAGAAAUCUAUAUACUUGGAAGAGGAAUAUUUCUACUAAGGCAACUCUUUAAGGGAAUUAUCACAGUGGGCUCUAGUCCAGAAUGAGAUGAAACUCUUUCAGAAAAUAAUUACUUUACUGCUCAAUUAGAUUUUUUGAUCCAAAACAAAAACACAAAAACUGAUAGAUUUUUUUGCAGGUUAGUAUCUCCUGAUCUGUAUGAACAAAAAUUGGUCAAAAUAGAUUAAACAUUUGCUUGGAUUCUUUCAAUACUGAUUAAACCUAGUAAAACUAGUCUGAAGAAGAUGAAGUAUUCCGUUUCCAUUUUUUAAAAAAUGUAUUAAGCAUGGCCUAAAUAUUCAAUGUGUGUUCUGUCUCGUAUGUUUGAUCUGACAAAUUUUUGAUGUGCUUCAAACUCCAGAACAUCUCCAUCUCAAUUGGAGUCAUUCCAUUUUUAUUUUUAUUUUUUUGGUUCAACAUAGGACUGUGACAUUCUGAAAUCGAAAUUCAAUUUUGCUAACAGGGGAAUUAAAACCAUGUAAAUAUUGUAAGAAUGUUUAUUUGUUGCACAUAACUUUUUUGGUAUAAAAAUAAAUGUAGAAAUUA